UUGAGUCAUAAGACUGUAUUAACGAAAAUAGUGGCGAACGCGUAGAUUCAUUCCGAACUUAAUUAAGAUUUAAGAGGAAGCCAACAAUUGGACAACUUGUAUAUACAAUUGCCGAUUCCUUCGUGGUUUGUUUAACGUAAAUGAUCUACGUUUUCUUCGACAUGUAACCUUAAGUGGGUAAUAACGCCUGAACGAAGCCGAAUAAAGCGAUCGUGCAGCAGCUUUAAUUUGAAGCCCAAGAGUUUCUUAAGCUCAGAAACAUGAGAGAUGGACCGUACUUGCUGGACAAUGGUAAAACUUAGCCUUGUUUAUCGAACAAGGUCGAUUGAAUCUAAUUAGGUAACCCUGGGGCUCAGCAAGUUCAGUACUAAUCUGAAGUUGUAGGCAAAAGGUUUGAUACAUUUCAGUCUUAUAUUGUUGGAAACGGCAUAAUUCGCACUGUUCGAACAAGUUUGCUCAUCAAGAAAACUCAAUUAUAUCUUGCAUGCUCUCAGCUUUUUGUUGUAGAAAAUAUUCAGGUACAAGAAACUGUGAGAAUAGACAAGUUACACAAUAGUAGCUCCGCAGAAUAUACACAGUAGAAAGCAUUAUGAGUGCUGCUUUGUGGAAAUAUGUGGAGUACAUCAUAAAUAUGUACAUGUUACGUCAUAUAUUUUUUAUACCAAGAUUUUAUAAUAUUUAUGGUUGUAAUGUUAGAAGACAUAACAUCAGAGCAAAGUGGCUUUAACCCUGAUGUUAAUUUAAUUAUUAGGGCAACUAAAUAACUAAUGCAAAACAUCUGGCCCUAAACUUUCUCAGUAGUUAUGUUGUAACUAUAAACUGUUGGAUUUACAUUGCCGUACAUAUGCCUCAACUUGUUUUCUUUUCACAUUUGUGCUUGCACUGAUUCAUCUUAUUUGUUACCAAUUCAUUCUGUAUAUAGUUACUCAUGUGCAGCCAAUAGCUUAAUUUGCUUAACUUGUAUCGUUUUCUGCUUGUUUAGUUUUUUAAUAUAAACAUUGUUGCUGGCCGAGGUCUGAUAAGAUUACUUAACCAUAUGUAUGUUUUCACUUGUAUACACAAAGGGCUUGCAGUCAUCCUUGAUCAUAUCGGUAGUGCUCUAUCUAUGUACUGUUAAUAAAAAAUUUAGCAUAAAAAUAAUAUAAUAUAUUUGUUUGGGGAAUACACAGAGUUCAGCUCUCUAUAAAUCAUAUGAAUCAAUAGAGGGAACAUGCAGACACACACUAGCACACAUUCUACACUUGGGUCUUUGUCUCUUGUUCUUCUGAAUCUUAUGCUAGAGUGUGAAGGGGGGAACAUAGCACUCUUUUGUAUCACAAGAUUGGGUUGAAAUGAAUUCCAUUUAUGCUAGAACUUUGGAACAAUGUGAAGAAGCAACUGGAGAAUCAGAUAAUGUUAAAGCGAGGACUAAAAGCCUUCCACUUGCGUCAAUCGAGCUCUUGAAAAAAUGUGGCAGUAAGAGGAACCAUUUUGGUUUUGAGGAGAAUGUUGAGUUGAACUUGCAUGUUCCAGGUAAUACAGGUAACCGUGUGUUAUCAGUGGAAGAUGUUAUGAUGAUUGCGAAAGAAAAAUAUAUUCAGUACAUCUCCCACACUCCUGAUGAUCUUUCCAUGCUCUUCCAUCCACUUAAUAACCACUACUCAGGUCUAUCUGGUGAGGCUGCCGAAGAUAUAGAGCUUGUAGUGUUUCUUCUAGCUUCUGCUGAGACAUUCGUGAACAGACAAUUUCAUCAAAUGAUAAAUUUGCUUAGCAUGUGCUAUCAGUUGGCUACCCCCGAUGGUAAUCCAAUUAAAAGACUUGUCUUUUAUUUUGCUGAAGCUCUUAAGGAAAGGAUUCAACAAGAAACAGGAAAUGCGUUGUUGGGAGGAAUGGGACAUCAAAGAAGGAAGACAAUGCAGUUACAGGAUGCUCUGACAAUGCUGCAUCCUGCUGCAAUUGCAUGUCAUCAGCAACUUCCAGUUAGUCAAGUAAUCCAAUUCGCUUCUAUGCAAGCUAUAUUGGAUAAUGUUUCAACAUCAAGCAGGAUUCAUUUGGUUGAUAUAGGUAUCAAAAAUGGUUUGUACUGGGUAAUAUUUAUGCAAGCUCUUUCUGUUCGACAUGAAUGCCCCCUUGAGCUUCUUAAGAUAACUGCGGUUAUAUCUUCAUCCAGAGAGAGUACUGAAGUGAUAGGUAAGAGGUUAUCAUCUUUUGCCCAAAGCAUAAACUUGCCGUUUUCAUUCAAUAUAGUUGUCACAAGCAUGGAAGAUCUAAUGGAAGAGGUGUUUAGCUUUGAGACUGAGGAAACUGUAGCAUUCUUUUCACAUGUAUAUCUGUCAACCAUGUUGGCGUGGCCCAAUCGCUUGGCAGCAUUGAUGGGAGUGAUGAAGAAAAUCCGACCACGAGUAAUGGUGGUCGUAGAAAUAGAGGCACAUACAAAUUCGCCUGCUCUCAUGGAUCGCUUUAUUGAAGCACUCUUUCUAUAUGGUUCACUUUUUGAUUGUCUCGAGAAUUGCAUGGAUCGAUGCAGUCAAUUUAGGAAGACAAUAGAAGCCGUAUACCUCUGGGAGGGGAUUCAGAAUCUUGUUACAAGUGAGGGCGAGUUGUGGAUACAUCGCCAUGAGAAGAUCGACUAUUGGAGAGAUGUUUUUGGAAGGUUUGGAUUAGUGGAGAUGGAGCUAAGUAAAUCAUCUUUGAGCCAAGCAGACCUUGUUCUUAAGAAGAAUCCUUGUGGUAAAUUUUGCACAUUGGCUAUGAACGGAAAAUCCUUAAUUUGUGGGUGGAAGGGAGCACCAAUAAGUUCUGUCUCUGCAUGGGAGUUUCGUCAGGAAUAGGAUGUGAGAAGAUUAAGAAUAUGGAUAUCUGUCUCAAAUAAGCAAGCAAUAAUAAUGCAUGUAUGGAAACAAAUACAUGCUACAAAACUUAAAGUGUUCAUUUAGCACUUACUAAAAAUAAACUUAAGAAAAGGAUCAUUAGAGGAAGAAAAUAAGCUUAGAUGCUAAUGCUCCACUGGAAAAAUCAAAAGCCCUUUGCUUUUAGCAAGAUCUUUGUUAGAUGAUCUCGGGACCGAUUUAGCACAUUCAUCAUCAAUCUUGUCCGGGACCCAGAU
This is a messenger RNA of Daucus carota subsp. sativus, 3085 nucleotides long. Its product is annotated as DELLA protein RGL3. Bases 1332 to 2810 code for a protein of 492 amino acids. Lineage: Eukaryota; Viridiplantae; Streptophyta; Magnoliopsida; Apiales; Apiaceae. Gene Ontology annotation, molecular function: DNA-binding transcription factor activity; sequence-specific DNA binding. Gene Ontology annotation, cellular component: nucleus. The transcript has 2 exons. Gene Ontology annotation, biological process: regulation of DNA-templated transcription. The record is from RefSeq and is a predicted model, not a curated record.